AGUAUUUUGAAAAUCAUUACACGCACACUUGGCCCGUACACAUACCAGAUGGUGAUAUGGAUAGCAAAGCUGAUGCAGUGGCGCAUGAUAACGGAUUUGUAAAUAUGGGCAAAAUAUUUCAAGAUCAUUAUCUGUUCGCUCAUCACAAGGUAGCAAAGCGAUCAGUGGAACCUUCUACCAAUCCAUCAAGACUUGAUGAAGAUGGACGUGUCACUUGGUCUAAACCAAAUUGCCAGUCCCGUCGGAAAAGGGACUUCAUACGAAUGAGGCCUUCACGAACUUCGUCGAGGUCCGCCUCUAAGGUAAAGGCCAUGCCUUUUACAGACCCUAAAUGGGAGCACAUGUGGUAUUUGAAUCGAGGCGGCGAUUUGGACAUGAAUGUAAUACCUGCGUGGAAAGAAGGUAUUACGGGCAAAGGAAUUGUGGUUACUAUCUUAGACGAUGGCCUUGAGUCCGAUCAUCCUGAUAUAAUAAACAACUAUGACCCAAAGGCUUCUUAUGACGUGAAUAGUCAUGACGAAGAUCCUAUGCCUCAUUACGAUUUGGCCGACUCAAAUCGACAUGGCACAAGAUGUGCGGGCGAGGUUGCCGCAACUGCAAAUAAUUCAAUAUGUGCUGUAGGAAUUGCGUUUGGUGCCAGUGUUGGCGGUGUCCGAAUGUUAGGGGACGUUACUGAUGCCGUAGAAGCUCGUUCGCUGUCUUUAAAUCCGCAACAUAUAGACAUCUAUAGUGCAUCUUGGGGUCCGGAUGAUGAUGGAAAAACGGUUGGACCAGGAGAACUAGCCUCUCGCGCCUUCAUAGAAGGUGUCACUAAAGGAAGAGCGGGAAAGGGUAGCAUUUUCAUUUGGGCUUCAGGAAAUGGAGGCAGGGAGAUGGAUAAUUGCAACUGUGAUGGUUAUACAAAUUCAAUUUGGACACUGUCAAUUUCUAGCGCCACCGAAGAUGGCUUUGUGCCUUGGUAUUCGGAGAAAUGUAGUUCUACUCUGGCAACAACAUAUAGCAGUGGAAGCCAGGCUGAAAAACAGGUUGUUACCACAGAUUUGCAUCAUUCGUGCACAGUAUCCCAUACAGGAACCUCUGCUUCGGCUCCGUUGGCGGCCGGUAUAGCUGCUUUGGUACUUGAAUCCAAUAAUAACCUAACGUGGCGUGAUAUGCAACAUAUUGUCGUAAGGACAGCUAAGCCAGCCAACCUAAUGGAUCCCACUUGGUCUAAGAAUGGUGUCGGCAGAAGGGUGAGUCAUUCAUUUGGCUACGGCCUAAUGGAUGCCGCAGCUAUGGUUAAACUAGCUCGUCAAUGGAAAACUGUUCCCGAACAGCAGCGGUGUGAAAUUAAUGCACCACAUGUCGAUAAAGUGAUUCCGCCCAAAAGUCACAUAACAUUGCAACUAUCAGUUAAAAACUGUUUGAACAUAAAUUUUUUGGAACAUGUUCAAGCCAAGAUUACCUUGACAUCACAACGAAGGGGCGACAUUCAAAUAAAUCUUAUUUCUCCUGCUGGAACAAAAGUAACUUUACUAACGCCUAGAGUGCAUGAUACUUCGCAUUCCGGCUUUAAUCAAUGGCCAUUCAUGUCUGUUCAUACCUGGGGCGAAUCUCCACACGGUAAUUGGCAAUUAGAGAUUCACAACGAAGGACGAUAUAUGGCUCAAAUUACUCAAUAUUUGAUUUUUUAUGGCACAGAAGAACCUGCUCAACCUGAUGAUCCUGUUCCUAUGGCCACGGACAAAUUCAACUUGGUUACUGCAGAAGCAGAACGCAAUAAUUUUGACUAUGGCUCAAAUAGUCAGUGGCGUGAUACACCAAAGCUUGGUGAAUCCGGUAUGGAGAACCACGAUCGCACAAAUACAAGUUGCCUGAAAGCUACAAUAAAUCUCCAGUGCUUAGUUUGUGCCCCGCCUACAUUUUUCUAUAGAGGACGUUGCUAUGAUAUGUGCCCUACCCAUACGUACAUCGCUAGGGGCCAAUUACACGUCGAUAUGACAUACAACAAUCUACGUGGACAGGCACCUGAUUAUGAGGAAUUGCAGGCCAACGAUCGAAAGAAGCGGAGCAGGGGAGCGGAAGUAGGUGAAACUGAUGAUGAUGGUCACACUUUAAACAGUCAAACUGCCUUUAUCUGUGAACCGUGUGAUAAAAGUUGCUUCAACUGUUUUGGUCCCUUGAGUUCCGAAUGUAAAACAUGUUAUAGUGGGAGCCAAUUGAAGAGACGACUGAAUACCAACGAGUCUUAUUGCGUCAAUUUUUCUGAAAGGAGUUCCGGCAAUGCAAUAGCAAGUCAGAGAUCAGAUCGCGACUACCGUUCUUUGCUAUUUUUGGUAUUUUUGGUGCCAUCUGUGAUAAUAAUUUUAGUAGUACUUUUGAACAAAUCUGAGAUAAGAUUUAAUAUCUGCAAAUGCCAACGGAAAGCCGGGAUUGAAUCAUCUGUCGAUUACAGAUAUGAUCGUGUGUCCUUAAUUGCUGACGAGGAAGCCCAAGAGGAACUGGAUUAAAACCUAACAUCUCUGAUCAACAAAAUUUCCAUUAUUUUAAUAAUGCUUGUGACACAAGGCCAGAUACAUCAAAUUUAAAUAAUGCAAAAGGGUUGCGGAACAAUGUUGCUCAUACUAUACUAUAUAAAGACUUAGAAGCUAUUACGCACUCUCUUUCAAUAGUCUUUUUUAUAGAAAAUAGUAUUGGUAAAGUUAUUGAAAUGAUUAUUUAAGACUUAGCAUAUAUUUAAGUCUCAUUAAAACUAACAUUUUAGCUAAAUAAUUCGAAAUACAUAAUAUUGUUUAAUAUAUGCA
Messenger RNA from Musca domestica (house fly), 2783 nucleotides. Its product is annotated as furin-like protease 1. Gene Ontology annotation, biological process: peptide hormone processing. NCBI's taxonomy places the organism in Eukaryota, Metazoa, Arthropoda, Insecta, Diptera, Muscidae. The record is from RefSeq and is a predicted model, not a curated record. Gene Ontology annotation, cellular component: Golgi membrane; trans-Golgi network. Gene Ontology annotation, molecular function: serine-type endopeptidase activity.